This is a messenger RNA of Ostertagia ostertagi, 1717 nucleotides long. NCBI's taxonomy places the organism in Eukaryota, Metazoa, Nematoda, Chromadorea, Rhabditida, Trichostrongylidae. The record is from the annotation of a GenBank genome assembly.
GGAUAAACCUGCUGCGGGAGAGAAACCGAAAGAAGAACCAGCUCCAGCAGCAGAACCAAAAGAAGCUGCAGAUAAGGGAGCACCGCAAGCACAGCCAGGAGUAGAGGCUCCAAAGGAGCCUGGUGAUCAAGAUAAGGAAGCCGGAGUGGAGCCGGUUCGAGCGCAGGCAGGUGCUGCUCCGGGAGAGAAACCGAAAGAAGAACCAGCUCCAGGAGAUAAACCGAAAGAAGAACCUGUUCCACCAGAGAAGCCUAAAGAAGAGCCAACUCCAGCAGACAAACCGAAAGAGGAGCCAACGCCAGGAGAUAAACCUAAAGAGGAACCCGCUCCACCAGCAGAACAGCCAAAGGAAGCUGCAGAUAAGGGAGCACCACAAGCACAACCAGGAGCAGAGGCUCCGAAGGAGCCGAGCACAGACAAACCGAAAGAAGAGCCAGCACCAGGAGAAAAACCGAAGGAAGCACCAGCUCCACCAACAGAACAGCCAAAGGAGGCUGCAGAUAAGGGAGCACCGCAAGCACAGCCAGGAGUAGAGGCUCCAAAGGAGCCUGCAGAUAAGCCCAAGGAAGAGCCAAUUCCAGCAGAUAAACUGAAGCAGGAGCCAGCGCCAGGAGAUAAACCUAAAGAAGAGCCUGCUCCGGGAGAGAAACCGAAAGAAGAACCUGUUCCACCAGAGAAGCCUAAAGAAGAGCCAACUCCAGCAGACAAACCGAAAGAGGAGCCAACGCCAGGAGAUAAACCUAAAGAGGAACCCGCUCCACCAGCAGAGACAGCCAAAGCACAACAAGGAGCAGAGGCUCCGAAGGAGCCGAGCAGUCAAGAUAAAGGGGCCCAAGUGGAGCCGGGUCAACCACAGCCAGGUGCUGCUCCGGCAGAUAAACCGAAAGAAGAACCAGCUCCAGCAGAUAAACCGAAAGAAGAACCUGUUCCAGCAGAGAAGCCUAAAGAAGAGCCAACUCCAGCAGACAAACCGAAAGAGGAGCCAACGCCAGGAGAUAAACCGAAAGAAGCACCAGCUCCACCAGCAGAACAGCCAAAGGAAGCUGCAGAUAAGGGAGCACCGCAAGCACAGCCAGGAGUAGAGGCUCCAAAGGAGCCUGGUGCUGCUCCGGCAGAUAAACCGAAAGAAGAACCAGCUCCAGCAGAUAAGCCUAAAGAAGAGCCUGCGCCAGCAGAUAAACCGCAGGAAGCACCAGCUCCACCAGCAGAACAGCCAAAGGAAGCUGCAGAUAAGGGAGCACCGCAAGCACAGCCAGGAGUAGAGGCUCCAAAGGAGCCUGGCGAUCAAGAUAAAGAAGCCGAAGUGGAGCCGGGUCAAGCACAGGCAGGAGAGAAACCGAAAGAAGAGCCAACUCCAGCAGACAAACCGAAAGAGGAGCCAACGCCAGGAGAUAAACCCAAAGAGGCACCAGCUCCACCAGCAGAACAGCCAAAGGAAGCUGCAGAUAAGGGAGCACCGCAAGCACAGCCAGGAGCAGAGGCUCCAAAGGAGCCAGGAGAUCAAGAUAAAGAAGCCGAAGUGGAGCCAGGUCAAGCACAGGCAGGCGGAGCUGCAGCACCUGCGGGUGAUCAGCAGAAAGAUGGAGCUGCUGCAGCAGAUCAGCAGAAGGACGCAGCUGCUGCAUCGCAAGGUGAUCAAAAGAAAGAACCAUCUGCUCCCGAAGGCGAUAAGGUACGAUACUUCCCGUCUCAUAAAAUAUUUCCUGGGGAAACCUGA